This is a messenger RNA of Falco peregrinus (peregrine falcon), 4978 nucleotides long. RefSeq names its product exostosin like glycosyltransferase 3 (gene EXTL3). The transcript is spliced from 8 exons. NCBI's taxonomy places the organism in Eukaryota, Metazoa, Chordata, Aves, Falconiformes, Falconidae. The record is from RefSeq and is a predicted model, not a curated record. Gene Ontology annotation, cellular component: membrane. Gene Ontology annotation, molecular function: glycosyltransferase activity. The coding region runs from base 1853 to 4612 and encodes 919 amino acids.
GACCAAGGAAGCUUUAAAUUUGCACUUAAUUAGGACCUGAAGCAUCUGUCAGGGAGCAGGAGCCUGAAUUCUGCCAUGUGACUAUUUGCUGAUGAGGAAGUGAUGAAGAUGGUGUUUUAGGGAGGUAAGAAAGGUUUGUAUUUUUGCCUUGGGGAAAAUAAUGUGUUUGAGCUAUCUAGGGCUGAAAACCACAAAGAAUACAAAGGACUCGAGCAGUCUCACAAAGUCAACAUUUGGAAAGCCAGCCCUCUCCUCCUGGCUGGAGCUGACCUCUGCAGGCUUCUCUCGUACAAUGUGAAGCGCCUGGCUCUUCACUGUGGUUUUACCUCAAGACAGUCCUUGUUCACUAAUUGCUUCAAGGUAAAAGCGGAAGAGCCUUCUCUUCCUCCCACACCUAAUUUAUUGCUUUUUAGCGGUGAACAAAAGAUCAGCCACACACCGGCUCCUUGAGCAGCUUGUACCACUGCGCAUGAUGGAGCAAAGUACCUGCUUCCUAGGCUUGCUUCCCGCAUCCCAAAAAAUCUUUAGCACUUUGUAAAUGGGAAUGUGGUGAGCAGUACAGCAUCAGCCAUGGUGUGCCUGUACGGAUUUACCAGCUUUCUUGUAAAGCUCUGCCCAGCCGUCCCUUCCUCUGAGAAUCUGGAGGGGGGUGAACUCUGCAUCUAGGGUGCUCUGCCAUUCGGUACCGCAGAACGUAAAAGGAUUUGCUUAUAAGCUGGGUAUUUCUUUGUGCAGAGAAGUGCUUGUGUGCAGCCUGGAAAAAUAAAUAAAACAAUGUGGCUGGUUUAUUACCAGAAAACAACCCUAAAUAAGAAACUUAAGACCUAAAAGCUCUAUAUGUAAAGUAGAUUUUGCAAUGCAUUAUGCAGAAAACAGAAAAGCACUGGAGAAGGACACUGCUGGAAAAGGGAGGCUGGGAAGAUGGAUGAUGUUGCAGACAGGACAAUUAGAUGUGGAAUGAAUCCUAAGCUGGCACCACUUCUAGGGUCACCUUGGGCAAGUGUUUCUCCAUACCUCCGUUACGUGCUCUCUGAAAACUGGUUGCAGUUUUACUGUCUUUUAGGAUCUCAUCAGAAUAAAUGCAUGUUCAUGAACCACUUGGUUAACCUCAGCUGAGGAGCAUGACAGACCUUCAGCAGCUGCCAUUCACAGAGGGCAAAGCAGGCAGUGCUGGUGAAAGAGACUUGGCAAUAGAAACUGUGUGUUCGAGACUGGACAGAUAAAGCACAGGAGCCGCUAACACGCAUUCCCUGACAUCCUUCACCGUUCAUCAGGAGGGACCCUGCGUGACAGAGAGCAGACUACUCCAAUUUUGACAAGAAAUUCUCUCUUGUAUGCUGCCAACCAGCGGAGGUAAUCGUAACCAACACGAGAAUGGCAGAGCAUCAGCCAUGCAGCAGUGAUGAGAGAGACUGACAUUUGUAUGAGGCUCUUCUGGCUCCUUCUCCACAAUGGCUGGUGCCUCUGCAUAUUCAUUGGAUGGUAAUGCAGGAUGUCGAGAGCAGCAGUAGAGUUUGGCUUGAUCCCAUUGUGUUUUUCUUCUGCUGGUUGAGACUUUGAAUCACCAUGACAACGCUGUGACACUUCCAGCAAAGGUUGCCUGCAGACCAGGGGUGGGCUGGGGGUGGGUGAGAAGGUCAGUGAUUGAGUCUAAUGGGAUCAAAAGUUGCGCAUGCAGCAAAACGACUGUAGAAAAGCUGUCGGCACGACAAGAAGAUGAAAUUCCCCUUCUAUUGGCUUCUCACUAAGCAGGCACAAUAACUUUUUUUUUUUGAGAGAGACUCGCUAUAAAAACUCUUUUGGUUAUGGCUACUGAUCCAACGUGAUUGGGCAUGCAGUGACUUUUGAACUCAUGACUGGAUAUACGAUGUUGCGGAAUGGGGGAGUGGGGAACGGAGGCCAGCCAUGGAUGUUGAGAUGGUCCAGUCGGAUCCGGCUCACCUGGCUUAGUUUCACCCUUUUCAUUAUCCUAGUCUUCUUUCCCCUCAUUGCCCACUACUACCUAACCACCAUCGAUGACGCAGACGAUGCUGGCAAGCGCAUUUUUGGCCCUCGAACUGGCAAUGAGCUGUGCGAGGUAAAGCAUGUGCAAGACCUGUGCCGCAUCCGUGAGUCAGUUAGCGAGGAGCUGCUCCAGCUGGAGGCCAAGCGGCAGGAGCUCAACAGUGAAAUCGCCAAGCUCAACUUGAAGAUAGAGGCCUGCAAAAAGAGCAUUGAAAAUGCCAAGCAGGACCUGCUGCAGCUGAAGAACGUCAUCAGCCAGACAGAGCAUUCCUACAAAGAGCUGAUGGCUCAGAACCAGCCCAAGCUUUCCUUGCCCAUCCGGCUGCUGGCAGACAAAGAUGAUGUGACCUUCCCCCUGCCAAAAUCCAGCCGAAACUGCAGGCUACACAACUGCUUUGACUACUCACGCUGCCCAUUGACAUCUGGCUUUCCAGUCUAUGUCUACAACAGUGACGAUUACCCUUUUGGUAGUUCCUUAGACCCUUUAAUUAAACAAGCCUUUGAGGCAACUGUUAGAACUAAUGUUUAUGUUACUGAAAAUGCAAAUAUUGCGUGUGUGUAUAUAAUUUUAGUGGGGGAAAUGCAAGAGCCUGUAAUGCCAAAACCUACUGAACUAGAGCAACAGUUGCACUCUUUGCCAUAUUGGAGGACUGAUGGACAUAACCAUCUCAUCAUCAAUUUAUCGAGGAAAUCAGAAACUCAGAACUUCAUUUACAACAUCAGCACAGGGCGUGCCAUGAUUGCCCAGUCCACCUUUUACGAGGUGCAGUAUCGACCGGGGUUUGAUAUUGUGGUAUCACCCCUGGUCCACGCUAUGUCUGAACCCAAUUUCCUAGAAAUCCCACCCCAGGUGCCAGUCAAGCGUAAAUAUCUGUUUAGUUUCCAGGGAGAGAAAAUCGAGUCUCUCAGAUCUAGCUUGCAAGAGGUUCGCUCUUUUGAAGAGGAAAUAGAAGGCAAUGCCCCAGCUGACUAUGAUGAUCGGAUCAUUACCACCUUGAAGGCUGUUCAGGACAGCAAGUUGGACUUUGUUUUGGUGGAGUUCACAUGUAAGAACCAGCCUAAGGCAAGUCUGCCCACUGAGUGGGCUCUGUGUGGAGAAAGGGAUGACAGACUAGAGCUACUGAAGCUAUCUACUUUUGCACUGAUAAUCACCCCGGGGGACACCCGCUUAGUGAUCUCUGCUGGGUGUGCCAUGAGACUGUUUGAGGCUCUGGAAGUUGGAGCCAUCCCGGUGAUUCUUGGAGAGCAAGUUCAACUACCCUAUAAUGAUGUGAUCCGGUGGAACGAGGCAGCCUUAAUUAUACCAAAGCCACGUAUCACAGAAGUGCACUUUCUUCUGAGAAGCAUUUCUGACAAUGAUCUCCUUGCCAUGAGGAGGCAGGGCCGCUUCUUGUGGGAGACCUACUUCUCCACUUCUGACAACGUGUUCAGCACAGUCUUAGCUAUCAUAAGGACUCGAAUCCAAAUCCCGGCUGCUCCUAUCAGAGAAGAAACUGCCGUGGAGAUUCCCCACCGGUCUGGCAAAGCUGCUGGUACAGACCCCAAUAUGGCAGACAACGGUGACCUGGACUUGGGGCCUGUGGAAACAGAACCACCCUAUGCAUCUCCCAAAUAUCUCCGCAAUUUCACCCUCACUGCAAUGGACAUCUACAGGAAUUGGAAUACUGCUCCGGGGCCUUUCCACCUCUUCCCCUACACUCCCUUUGACCCUGUUUUACCAUCAGAAGCAAAGUUUUUGGGGUCUGGGACUGGAUUUCGACCAAUUGGUGGAGGAGCAGGUGGCUCUGGGAAGGAGUUCCAGGCUGCUUUGGGUGGCAACGUCCCCCGGGAGCAGUUCACAGUAGUGAUGUUGACUUACGAGCGGGAGGAAGUGUUGAUGAACUCCCUAGAAAGGCUCAAUGGUCUCCCGUACUUAAAUAAAGUUGUGGUAGUGUGGAACUCUCCCAAGCUUCCCUCUGAGGAUCUCUUGUGGCCAGACAUUGGCGUCCCAAUCAUGGUUGUCCGCACAGAGAAAAACAGCCUGAACAACCGGUUCCUGCCGUGGGAUGAGAUCGAGACAGAGGCCAUCCUGUCCAUUGACGACGAUGCUCACCUUCGGCAUGACGAGAUCAUGUUUGGGUUCCGAGUCUGGAGAGAGGCAAGGGACCGCAUCGUUGGUUUCCCAGGGCGCUACCAUGCGUGGGACAUCCCCCAUCAGUCCUGGCUCUACAACUCCAACUACUCUUGCGAGCUCUCGAUGGUGCUCACUGGUGCUGCCUUCUUCCAUAAGUACUACGCCUACCUGUACUCCUACGUGAUGCCGCAAGCCAUCCGCGACAUGGUGGAUGAGUACAUCAACUGCGAGGACAUUGCCAUGAACUUCCUGGUCUCUCACCUGACAAGAAAACCUCCCAUAAAGGUGACUUCUCGCUGGACUUUCCGCUGCCCUGGGUGCCCCCAGGCGCUUUCACACGACGACUCUCACUUCCACGAGCGACACAAGUGCAUCAACUUCUUUGUCAAGGUGUACGGGUACAUGCCCCUCCUGUACACCCAGUUCCGUGUGGACUCGGUCCUCUUCAAGACCCGCCUGCCCCACGACAAGACAAAAUGCUUCAAGUUCAUCUAGCAGUGUGAGGCAGCCGGGCGCCCUCGGCCCCCCGAACCUUGGCUGGCGGCGGGUGAGGGCGGAGGGUGGCUUUUGGAUGGGGCUGCGAGUGCAAAACACCUUUUGCUUUGACUCUGGCCUCCCACGGAGCUAAAGGGACGUCCUGGGUUCGGACGGGCACGUUUCCCCCUCCUCUCCCGCUCUCCCCACGGUGACUCGACCAAGCGACAGGGAACAGGAUCUCACAGCUUCUGUAAAGACGCUCCCUAGGAUCGUACACUGAGGAAUGGCACACUGGCUAGUGGCUCUGCCCCUUCCCUAGCCAAGGGAAACCAUUCUUUUUAAUUAUAAUUAUUGUUAUUUAAAAUGAAAGUGUUUUAGAUUUGC